Molecule: messenger RNA, 543 nt
Organism: Meloidogyne enterolobii
Lineage: Eukaryota; Metazoa; Nematoda; Chromadorea; Rhabditida; Meloidogynidae
Source: the annotation of a GenBank genome assembly
AUGACAAAUAAAAACUUUGAUACAAAAGGAGCAGAAUAUGUUAAUAAAAAUAUGCCAAUGAUUGGAAUUGGUACUUAUCAAAUAAAUUCUGAAAAAAUAAUUUUUGAAGUUUUGGAUUCGGCUUUAGAUGUUGGUUAUAGAUUAAUAGAUACAGCACAAAUAUAUAAAAAUGAAAAAUAUAUUGGUAAAGCUCUUCAGGAAUUAAUGCCUAAAUAUAAAAUUAAAAGAGAGGAUAUAUUUAUAACAACGAAACUAGCACCAAGUAACCAGGGAAUCAAAAAUUGUCGUCAAUCUGUGUUAGACUCGUUAGAAAAAUUACAAAUUGAAUAUUUAGAUUUAUUGCUUAUUCACUGGCCUGGGACUUCUAAAUUGAGAAAAAAUGAUCCCAAAAAUUCUUAUUUGAGAGCAGAAAGUUGGAAAGAAAUGGAGAAAUUACAGAAAGAAGGCUUAAUUCGCGCUAUCGGUGUUUCCAAUUAUAACGUUAACCAUUUAGAGGAAUUACUGGUAAAAGCAGAAAUAUUACCAGCUGUAAAUAUAAAAUAA